Messenger RNA from Olea europaea var. sylvestris, 1049 nucleotides. Its product is annotated as ras-related protein RABA5c. Bases 112 to 771 code for a protein of 219 amino acids. Gene Ontology annotation, cellular component: endosome. Lineage: Eukaryota; Viridiplantae; Streptophyta; Magnoliopsida; Lamiales; Oleaceae. The record is from RefSeq and is a predicted model, not a curated record. Gene Ontology annotation, molecular function: GTP binding; GTPase activity. The transcript is spliced from 2 exons.
AGCUGAAGCCGUUACAUAUAUAGAAGGCACGAUACAUAUUAUCAAAAUCGUGCAUCCCUGUCUUAAUACUCUGUCUCUGCCGUUGCCAGCUCUGAGAGAGAGAUUGUUGAAAUGGGAUCUUCAUCGGAGGAUGAGGGUGAAGAAUACUUGUUCAAGAUAGUGAUAAUCGGAGAUUCAGCUGUUGGCAAGUCAAAUUUGCUAUCUCGCUAUGCCAGAAACGAGUUCGACAUGCAUUCAAAGGCCACAAUUGGAGUUGAAUUUCAGACACAAACACUUGAAAUUGACGGCAAAGAAGUUAAGGCUCAGAUUUGGGACACCGCUGGCCAAGAGCGAUUCAGGGCCGUCACUUCUGCUUAUUACCGUGGUUCGUUUGGUGCUCUUAUUGUCUACGAUAUUAGUCGAAGCUCUACGUUUGAUAGCAUCCCUCGUUGGCUUGAUGAACUCAAGACUCAUUCUGAUACAACUGUUGCAAGGAUGCUUGUGGGGAAUAAAUGUGAUUUGGAGAAUAUAAGGGCUGUUAGUGUUGAGGAAGGCAAAAGCCUUGCUGAAACAGAAGGGUUGUUUUUUAUGGAGACUUCUGCAUUGGAUUCAACAAAUGUUGAAAAGGCUUUCGAAAUUGUUAUUCGCGAGAUUUAUAAUAAUGUCAGCAGGAAGGUCUUGAAUUCUGAUUCUUUUAAAGCAGAAUUAUCGGUGAACAGGGUUUCUCUCGUAAACGAUGGCUCCGAUGGAUCUAAGCAGACUCAGGGAUCCUAUUCUUGUUGUUCCAGGUGAUCAGAGCCCUAUUUCAUUUGCAAAUGUGUACUACUAACCAAUGAAUUCCUUAUGGUUGCUUUAUAUAUUUGAUUUGUUUAUUAAUUUAUAUUACUUAUAGAGGGAUUCUAUAAUGACGCUGAAAGUGCUUUGAUACUAAAGCGGAAUUCUUGUCAUGCAAAAGAACAUUUUGAAUCAAAUGUCGUUUGGAAUGGUGAAAUUGUACAAUUUAUACUCUUUUCACAUGUUUGGUAGAGUGAAUUGGACUCAAUGGUCUUAUAGAGAGAACGUUGAAAUUU